This is a messenger RNA of Lathyrus sativus (Indian pea), 2703 nucleotides long. Lineage: Eukaryota; Viridiplantae; Streptophyta; Magnoliopsida; Fabales; Fabaceae. The record is from the annotation of a GenBank genome assembly.
AUGGGUGCGAGUCGAAAGCUUCAAGGAGAGAUAGAUCGUGUUCUCAAGAAGGUUCAAGAAGGCGUUGAAGUAUUUGACAGUAUCUGGAACAAGGUUUACGACACAGACAAUGCAAAUCAAAAGGAGAAAUUCGAGGCAGACCUCAAAAAGGAAAUUAAGAAGCUCCAGAGGUAUAGAGAUCAAAUUAAGACUUGGAUUCAAUCCAGUGAGAUCAAGGAUAAGAAGGUUAGUGCCGCGUAUGAGCAAGCUCUGGUAGAUGCUCGGAAGUUAAUUGAACGAGAAAUGGAAAGAUUUAAAAUAUGUGAGAAGGAAACUAAGACCAAAGCAUUCUCCAAAGAAGGCUUGGGUCAACAGCCGAAGACAGAUCCGAGAGAGAAGGCUAAAUCAGAGACAAGGGAUUGGUUAAACAAUGUGGUUGGAGAGUUAGAAUCUCAGAUUGAUAAUUUUGAAGCUGAGCUUGAAGGCCUUACAGUCAAGAAAGGAAAAAACAGGCCUCCUAGAUUGACGCAUCUAGAGACAUCAAUUACUCGGCACAAGGCUCAUAUAAAGAAAUGUGAAUUAGUUUUGAGACUUCUAGAUAACGACGAGUUGAGUCCAGAGCAGGUUAAUGAUGUGAAAGAUUUCUUGGAUGACUAUGUAGAGCGAAAUCAGGAGGAUUUUGAUGAAUUUGAUGAUGUUGAUGAACUAUACAUUUCAUUACCUUUAGAUAAGGUUGAUACUCUAGAAGAUCUUGUUACAAUUCCCACUAGUGUUGCAGUUGCAAAGACAAUCAGUUCAUUGCCUUUAGACGAAGGGAAGAUUCUAGAAGAUCUUGUUACAAUUCCCACUGGUCUUGCAAAGGUGGCACCUGGUCUUAGCUUGAAGAGUCCUUUGGCAGCAUCAGCAUCACAGUCAGCGUCAUCACAAACAUCUGAGCAAGCUGAUGAGACAGCGUCUCAAGAUAGCAAUUCUGAUAUUGUGGCAAAAACUCCACCUCCUAAAAGUGGCGGAAUCAGCUCUUCUGCUUCAACACCUACCGGGAAUAAUGCCACUCCUGCUUUUGUGAAUGUUUCUGGUCAUAAUUUGUCCAGUUCACCGACUGCUGCAGUCCUUCCUGUCUCAAAUUCUGUUCGAAAUGUUUUGGAGAAUGCUAACGUAAAUCAGUCAGCCUCUACAAAGGAAGAAGAUAUUAAUAGCUUCCCUAGCCGUAGGCCAUCUCCUUCGCUUUCUGAUGCAGCUCUUGUGCGGGGCAGAAACAGCUUGUCAAAUCAAGCAACAGCCAGCAUCCCUCUUGGUUCCGGAAACAUGGUUUCUGGUAAUGGAGCCUUUGGUUCACUCCCUUCAGCCUCAGAAAUAACUAAGCGAAACAUAUUGGCAACUGAUGAUAGACUUGGAAGUAGUGGAAUGGUGCAACCUCUUGUAUCACCGCUAAGCAAUAGGUUGAUCUUGCCUCAGGUUGGGAAGGCUAAUGAUGGAACUGCCUCUGUUGACUCUAGUACUGUUAAUGAAGCUGCAGCUGUGUCUGGGAGAGUUUUCUCCCCUUCUGUGGUUCCUGGCAUGCAAUGGAGACCUGGAAGUCCCUUUCCGAAUCAGAAUGAUGCGGGGCAGCUUCGUGGAAGAACUGAAAUAGCUCCUGAUCAAAGGGAAAAGUUUUUGCAGAAGUUUCAGCAAGUGCAACAACAAGGGCCAAGUACCCUUCUUAAUAUGCCUUCCCUUGUUGCAGGAAAUCAUAAGCAGUUUUCUUCCCAACAACAAAGUCCACUUUUGCAGCAGUUCAACUCUCAAGGCUCAUCCGUUUCUUCACAAUCUAGUAUGGGAAUUGGAGCCCAAUCCCCGAGUCUCGGUGGUAUUUCUUCUGUCUCGCUACAGCAGCCCAGCUCCUUACAUUCCCCGUCUAGUCAACAAGCAAUUCCAGGUGCUGCUAAAGAUGCAGAUAAAAUUGAAGAACAGCAACAUCAGAGUUUUCCUGACGAGUCAACAACUGAAUCUACUAGCACAGGGAUUGGCAAGAAUCUCAUAGUUGAAGAUGAUUUGAAAUCAGCAUAUGUUGUAGAUUCAUCUGUAGGUGUAUCUGCCUCUCUUCCAGAAGCUGCUCAAAUUUCCAGAGAUAUUGAUUUGUCUCCUGGUCAACCUUUACAAUCAAAUCAAUCUGCUGGCCACCUUGGUGUCAUUGGAAGAAGAAAUGGUGUUGACCUUGGAGCCAUUGGUGAUAGCUUUAGUGCAUCAAGUGUUAAUGCUGGUGGAGUGCGCGAUCAACUAUAUAAUUUACAAAUGCUUGAGGCGGCACAUUUUAAAGUUCCACUAGCUAAAGACUCAGAACGUCCUAGAACCUAUACUCCUAGGCAUCCAGCAAUUACACCUCCUAGCUAUCCACAAGUACAAGCGCCUAUAGUUAACAACCCUGCCUUUUGGGAGAGAUUAGGUCUUGAGGCAUAUGGCACCGACACCCUGUUCUUUGCAUUUUAUUAUCAACAGAACACAUACCAACAAUAUUUGGCUGCAAAGGAGCUAAAGAAGCAGUCUUGGAGAUACCACCGAAAGUAUAAUACAUGGUUUCAGCGGCAUGAAGAGCCCAAAGUUGCUACGGAUGAUUUUGAGCAGGGAACAUAUGUGUAUUUUGAUUUUCAUAUUGCAAAUGAUGACCUGCAACAUGGAUGGUGUCAAAGAAUCAAGACUGAAUUCACUUUUGAGUAUAAUUAUCUUGAAGACGAGCUUCUUGUAUAG